Messenger RNA from Porites lobata, 21539 nucleotides. The record is from the annotation of a GenBank genome assembly. NCBI's taxonomy places the organism in Eukaryota, Metazoa, Cnidaria, Anthozoa, Scleractinia, Poritidae.
AUGACCAGUACGGUCAAAGUGAAAGCGGAGUCUUCCACUAUCACUCGCCGAUUCGAGAUUGACUCCGAAUGCUCUUGGGAUGAACUGAGAUUACAAGUAAGUUCUUUGUUGUUUCUUAAAGAUUUUCAGAUACAAAAGCGUUGUUAUCCUAUUGAAGGCUCGCUGACAAAGUUUCUUGUAUCUUUCUUUAUUUAGAUUAGACGAUUAUUCGACUUGCAAGACGACUUUAGUUUGAAAUAUAUUGAUGAUGAGGAUGAAUUGGUAAGCAUUUAGCCACCAGGCUGUUACUUGUAUGUAAGCUAAGCCUAUAGCUGCGUCAUAAUUUCUGGCAUAUGCAGCAGAUUAACAUGGUUACAAUGUUUUAAAGAUAGCUUAUAACGCGAGUUUGUUUAUAACUUCAUUAUUAUACUCCGAUCCUAAACGCAUAUGCAUUUGCAAUGAUGCUAAGCGCUCUAAGCUAAUGAUUUUUGUUUGUUUCUUGAAUUCAGGUCACAUUAGGAACGCAUGGUAAGUUAAAACAAAAGUCAUUUUUCUAUUAUUCUAAGCCAGUAUUUUCUUCUAGCAUCGACCCAUUUUAUUUUUAACUAAUGAAUUGUGUUCAUUCAGCUUGCACUGCUAGCUGGUCCCUUUCAGUAUUGAAAAACUGAUAUCAUUUUCGAAGUGCAGUUUUGUUUACCAUUUUAAGCUUACUGUUUAAGUCUCAUGUAAUUUUAAAAUACAUUUUAACCUUAUAGAAACGUAAAAUUAUGCAGUGUUUCUUGUCUAUUCUGGUUUAUCUUUUUCUGAACUUCAUUGCUUGUUGCAGUCAUUAUUUAGAUGUUGAAGACAUACCUUGCAACUCUCAUAGAAAGCCAAAAGUCAGAAGAGUUUUAAAUUCUCAAAUUCAUUUAAAGUAUUGAAGACAAGCAUUGCCUUCCAAAAUACUACCUGAGAUGUGAAUGGUCACAACAUUGGUUUUUGUUAACCAAAGUCUACCACAGUUUAUACCUUCAUAAAAAUUAUAAUUAUUUUUGUGUAAGAUAUGUCUGUGAAUGUUUUAAUCUAAGGUAUGAAUGCUAAUUGGUGAAAAACUGAACCAGUGAAUAUAAUAUUAUGACACUUUCAGUUACAAGUUUACUCAGUUUCCCCAGCCUAAGUAAACAAGGGAUGUUUUACUGGACAUCCUGUUUAUCCCAAGUCAUCAACCUUUGUAAUAAAUUUAGCCAUCUUGCAAAGCAAAAGCAGUCAACGAUGACAGUAACCCCAAUAUUCGCAGCUUACAGGCUGAAGCAAUAUCAGUUUUAAAGUAGGAAUUAAUGUAUGAAUUAAAAAAGUAACAAAGAAAUCCCUUUCCAAGAUAUACAUGACUACUGUAUGUACUGUAGAAAAAUUAUACUUGACUACAAUGAUUAUCUUGAAGCUGGCCUACUAUGAACCAGAUGUAGUAAUCUUCUUUUAUUUUGUUUAACUUAGUCGUGAUACAGUGAACCCUCAUUAAAACAAAUUAUUUCCUCAUUUCUUGAUUCUUUGUUAUAUUGAUGUUCAGCUAGAACUGUAACCAGUAAACUUCCUUUCUCCAAGGUCAGAUACAUAGAAGCUAAUGUCAUUUCUCCAGACUGAACUCCAUACUGUCCUUUAAAGAAUAAGUUGAGAAAAAUAAACAUUGACGAAAGAGCGAAGCAUUUUCCUUUAGGUGAACAUUUUUAGUAAUUGUCAUUUUCUUUUGACCUCAUUAUAUUUGGAUUCUGAUGGGAGAAUAUUGAUUUUGGUCACUCUUGGAUCUCAAAAGGGUUAACUGCUAACAUGUGGUGUUCAAAUUCAGAAGUUGAUCACAAAAUUGGCUGCAUAUUGGCCCAAGUGGUUACUCCAGUGUUAAGAUUUAUACAACUUCCUUAGAAUCUUUGGAUUGAUCGUCAAAACAGAGUUAAGUGACAGCCUGUACUUUACAUAGUUAGGUUUUGGUAUUGAUCAUUACAAGUAGAGAGAAGUUGCUAUAAAAAUUAUUUAUCUGACAACAUGCAUUUUUAUUGUUUCUAGGUGAGCUGGAGGAAGCUUUGAAGGUAUGCUAAGAAUGUCAUACAUGUUCAUGUACCAUACUUUACGACGAAAAACAGAGUCAGUUAAAAAUGUGGUAGAUGGGGUAAUUUAAAAACAAAAAUGUGAGUUAGCAUAAAUGACUCUAUAAACUGAUAUGCAUUAUAAUAUAUAAUAUAUUAUGAUGUGUUAUCCAUUUAUAGUAAAGAAAGUAUUUUUGUAAAGACAGACUGCAAAAUGUGCAUGUCAUAAACAUCUUUGGCAUUCAUGUUCAGCUGCAGCUGCUUGACCAAUGAAUGUUGUUUUAUUUUUUCAACCAAUUAAGGAUAUAUCACACUUUCAAAGUCAAGUUUUUCUGCCACGGGUGUUACAGUUUUUUCCGGCUGAGUUCCAGCAAAACCCAGUGGUUAUAACUGAUGAGAAGAAAAGGCAAUUCACUUUUCUUGGAAAUUGUGUUAAUUUUAGUCUGCACACUUCUUCCGUCAUAUUCUUAAUCAGGGCUGACUCUCAGGCACUAGUUCAAUCCCCGCCUAGCUGCUCGCUGGAAUUGUCCUUGGUAGUCCUGAGUUCACCUCCUCAGUCACCCGUGUAAAUAGCCAACUGUUUCACCUCCAGCCAGUUGGCAUGUUAACCUUGUGGGCCACAAUAAAUUUAUUAAAGAAAACUACUGGGUUACUAGUAACUGUGUUACCCUGUUAAGUCAGGUUUUUCUGUUUAAAAAGUCUCAAAAUACUUCCCAUCGGUUAAAUUCUCUGCUUACCAAUUCCACAUACCCAGUAAGUUGAAAUUGUACUGACACCCCUGUAUAUAGGCAUAGGGCUUGAAGAAAAUUGAAAAUUGAAAUAAAUGUUACCUUGUCCUUAGGAUGAGCAGUGUGCAAAUAUAUUUUUUCUGCUCAGCACUCUUUUAUCCUUGUCUAAGGUUAGGAAUAAUUAAAAAGAAGAUGACUUGUCUAGGUCUUUGCACACUGACCAAGUGAUCAUGAAAAAUUACUUACAUGUACCUGGAAGGAGAAUCUACUUCUCCUGGUUGACCAAAUGGGGCUUUUUUGAGCUCUGAGAAUUUCCUAUUUUCUCUUGUUUCACUCUGAAAAAAUGUCUCAUUUUCAACACAUAAAGCCAAUUUAUUGAAAGUGAAGCAAAGGCAGGAAAUGACAAUCAGGUUCAUGACAGGGUACACACUGUACAUCAGAGUAGCUAGUCUUUAAACAUCACCUCUGUGAUUCAUGUGCAUUGCAGAUACCGGGACGCAAAGAAAGUCAGUUUUAGAGUUUGCCAUUUGGGCAAGCUGUGCAGGGGUUAGCUAGCAUGUUCUAUCCCAGAAUUCAUUUCAACUAGCCAGAAAAAAUCUUAAUGAGCAGGAUUGGUUUCUGUUUUUCUGUAAUUUGAAUUCCUCAGAAAAAUUCACAUGCCUGUUGGAAAGUUUAAGAACAAAAUUCACUGGCUUAAUAAAAACUACUUCCUUUGCAUCCAGGGAUACUUGUUAAUGACCGAUAAUUUUUUUAUCAAUUUUCACAGGUCACCCAGAAAACAGGCUUACUAAGGCUGUUUGUGGAAAGUUCUUCUGAUCAAGGGCCUCUUGUGGGAAUUGAAAGUUUUGAAGACUUGCUUGGUGAACCCACUAAAGAGACACUUGUAGUAAGUAUGAUUAUUAGCUACAUUGAAUUAGGCUGAGUAGGAUGUGAAGAAUUAUGCAGAUUGAGGAGGAUGUUAUUCAAUGAAGCUGAGGGGGAUAACAUCCUCUGAGAUCUGCAUAAUUCUUCACAUUAAAGGAAAGCUGAAUUCAAUAAUAAAUAAUAAUUAUAAUAAUUGUAUUAUAUAAUAAGGAAACAGUUCAAUACUUUCAAAAAAGGAAUCUUGUAUUAAAACUGACCUAUGACAAACAUGCAUUCGUUGCGUGUUUCUUCUGUUGGGUAAUCAGGACAAAAAAAGUUUUUGGUUUAAUGAGAUGAUAAUAGUUCCUCCUUCACGACUAUAAGAAAAAAAGUCAGACUUCUGAAUGUUGUUUCAGUGGAGAACACUUCAAGUGAUGCCUCAGCCAGGGGCAUAAGUCACAAAACAGCAGGCUCUCGAAAUGGGUCCAUUAAAACCUUAUCAACCACCUCUCACAAAGUAAAAUCAAGUAGGAGAAGUUGCCCUCUACACAAGAAAGAUCAGGAAAUUAAUGAUCAGUUAAUAUUUUAACAAGAAAAGUGCACCCGACUGUUUAAGGCAACAUACCUUCAGCCAAAAAGAAGGAAACGUAAACAAAGCAAACAUUAGAGAAAGGCCAAGAAAGCAAAACAGCACAAUAUGAAGACUAAUUGUAAACUGAUAAUUAUGAGAACCAUUACACCGUAGCAUAAUGAUGGUGAUGCAGAGCCCAUAGGCCCCCUAGAACUCUGUUAUGAAGUAAUUAGCACUCUAAAAAAGAAUCAGUUGCCUCAGUUACAUCUAAAUGCCUUUGACAAGAGACUGUUCACUGUCACUGUAAAGGACAUUAUCAAGCAACCUUUACCAUGAGUGAGACUGAGGAUGAUCAUUAUGGCAAUAAUAUAAUGUUGUUGAUUAUGAUAUUCAUGAUGUCACCAAUGCUGGUGUUGAUGCUGUCAGAGAGGGAAGGCAGUUUUCCUGAGACAUUUAAAAAUUGACCUGCAAAAGCAAAACAUGAGCUGUUAGUUUUAUAAGUUAGGUUCUUACACUUAAACUUUCAAUAGCUUGUCUUGUUAAUACAGUUGAACCCUCAUUAAGCAGCCACCCUCGGGGUACUGGCAAGUGGCCGCUCAAUAGAGGUUGGUCAUAAAUUAGUAGUAAUCUUCCGCAUCACUUUAUUUGGAAACAGACACUUGAUGGGAGUAGUAAAGAUAUUACUGGUCUCCAAUAAGACCAAUUAUUAGUCUUAAACUUCUAUCUCAGACUGUAUUUUCCUCCGUCGUAUUCUUUAAAAAAAAACCAAAAAUUAUCUUUUUAACUCCUGUCGAUCACCUUAAUGGACCCAUCAGGAAAGACAGCUUGUUUUUGUGUCUUUUGUUAUUUUUUUAGUUUUUUUUCAAAGUUUUUGGGGAGUCGUCACUUAUUAUUAUGAUUGACAUACAUGUAGCAAAAAUUGAAACAUUGGUUCAAUUUUUUACUUAACAAUAAUAGUUAUGCACUAUUGAAAAGCACUGUAAUAGAGGAGAAUAUAUUUGUGGUUAAAUUUUCGUUUGCCAUUAUUGAUUGGUGUUGUUUUCUAACUUCAGGCUCAAAAACGUAAAUUUGUGGUCAACACCACUGCUCCAUUAGAGCCAAACAGCGCUUUCAAGACAGCAAAAAUGGAUGAUCCUGCCAUCUCAGAGGCAGAGAAGUUACCCCCAGACUCCUCAGAACCAGGAACCAAUGUAACAAGUUCCUUUGAAUUUGGAUUGCCAUCCAAAGAGAACAAAGAAGAAGAUGAGGGUAGAACUCAGACGGUUGUGAGGCUUGUAGAAUCAUGGUCCUCCGUUGCGGCUGAUAAAGACAACUUGCCCUUUUCAGGAGAGCAGUACACCCCUUUGGUUCAGUUGAUGGCUCCCCUGCCCACUGGACAACCUCCGCAACCUCCACCACCUUCAACCAAACCCAGGAAAGGUCCAGAUGGGGCUAAAGGCUGCUACACCAAGCUAGCCGAAAAUGUUGCUUUUGAACUGGCAGCUGUGAAUGAACAGCUUAAUGAAACGUUGCGCACCUCUUUUGAGAAGCAACGGUCCGAAAAUAGACGUGGGCAAGGGAUGGAUGAAGGAGAGGAUACGUAUGUGUUUGUUAAUCAGCAGGGUAAGAUAAUCAGUUGAAUAAUUUUAUCAUCAUCGUCACUCCAAGCCUACAGUAGGAAAACAAUUUCUCAGCUCAAAGAAAUGAACAGCUUUCCAAUCCCUUGUCUGUGCCUGUAACUUGAUUAUUAGAAUAUGCAACAUGAUUAUCAAAAUAUGCAACAUGAUUAUCAAAACAUGUAACAUGAUUAUCAAAACAUGCUUGAACAUAAUAUUUAAUCCAGAGAAUCACGAGAAAACAUGUGAUGAUCUUUCUUUUUUUUGUUUUCAUACACGCUACACAACAUGAAUAACACUACCUGAUCAGUCCUCAACCUUAACAGUGGUCCACUAGCCCAUGAUUAAUAAGAAAUGGGAUUGGGCUGGUAAAAUUUUAGAACAACUACCCACCAGGCUAGUCAAAGUAGAAAGACAAUUAAAGAAAACAUCAGUUUUCGUUGAUCGCGGCGGACAAAAAUAAAUUAAGAAACUUAUCCAAUAACUCCAUUUGUGAUAAGUGGGACUGGUAGGAGGACUGCACACUAGUGGGACCCAGUAAUAAUUUAUUGUAAUGUGAUGAUCACCAUCUUGAUUGGGGCCUUGGUCAACAUGGAAGAGAAUAGACUCUUUUUUCAAGAAAUGCGACACUCCUAAGAGGAAGCAGCGUGUCGAAUGCUGAAUGGACAAGCAACUCAAGCUCAGACUUUGCUAAAGAAGCCUGACACUUUCAGUUUCAUCCCAAGUGGAAAGCAACAUUUCUUCUAGUACUUUUUCUUUUAACUUGAUAUUUUUCUUUGAUUAUCACUAAUAAGCAAGAGCUUUCGUUGUUUCUAGUUAUCUCACAAAAUAAGCAGCAAAAUUAUAAGUAUUCAGACAAUUAAUCCAGGCUUAGACUUGCCUCUUUUGAGCUCAGUAAGUGUGCGGCAAGAGCAAACAUUUUCGCGUGACCUUCCAUACAUCCCCUCUGUUUUAUCAACCCGCAUACAUACGGAAAAAUUACGCAACAGUGGAAAUCCUCCCUAAGGGUCAGAGGCUAGGGAUUUCUUAUAACUGUCAGAUACUUUCAUAGGAAAAUCCAUGUCGUUUAUCAUAAUAUUUUACUAUUUAUAAUGUUUUUCUACAUGACAAGUACACUCAGUAGGUAUGAAUUAAACUUAUUUUUUGUGUAUGGUUUUUUUUUUUUGAAUAAGGCAAUCUGUUAGAAACUGAUGAAGACAUGACCCUAACAAAUGAGGUGCUUAAUUCCUCUUCUAAUCAGUCCGGAGAAACAGAGGAAGAAAGCUUAGAUGAUGAGAGUCCUUGUUCACCACAGAAUUCUCUUGCUUCUGACGGCAAUGGCUUUGAUCACACGUCAAUAGAGCAAACUGUUCACCGAGUUGUUCAAGAGGUAAAAUUAAUAUAAUGGUCAAGAGACUUGUAGCACAAUACUUAUAAUAUGUACACUCCUUUAGAAAAAGAUUUUAAUUGUAGUUAAGUAACAUAAUGUUGAAAUAUUUAGCAAGUCAAUGACAGUUUUCACUGCAGUGGUUUCACUGCAUAGUUUUACAAUAACAUUGAUAGUUUUGGACGUCUAUUUCCAUUGAAGUUUCUUGGAAAAUCCUGCAGGGGCAAGUAGAGAGAAAAAUGACAGAAAUGCAUCACCAUCAUGCCUUUUCCAUGGUCUGCACUUUUAUACACCAUCGCUCUCAACCAAUCAGUGCAUGCAAAAUCAAUCAGUUAUUGUAAAAUAUUAUUCAGAAGAAUUUGAUAGAAUAAGCAAUCAUGGAGAUCCGUGAAAAUAGAUGAAAAUUCAGCAUGUAAUGUGUAACAACUUAUUUGCUUGUAAUAGUUAGUAUUUUAAAGCACAGUGUAUACAUUUUAAAAAAUCUCAAAUCCACAUUAUCUUGGUGAAUGUUGAAAUACUACCUACAUAUUAUAGUUCUUUAUGGUUUUCAAACUUCUUCAGUAUGGAUAUCAUUAUCAUGAUCACUAGUAAUGGUAACAGGGCUGAUCUGAGCUGGAAUCCAAUUUGGUCAGUAAUCAUACAAGUGAUUAACAAAAUCGGACCACUGCGUAGUGGAAGUCUGAUUUGUUUAAUCACGAGUGUGAUUACAGACUGAAUUGGACAACACAAAGUUCUGUUACCAAUUAAUCAUAACUUUAACUAAAUUUGUGAUAUAUAAGGCUCUUUUUAAAAUCAAAGAACAAGAAAUUUUAAGAUUAUUUUUUGCUAACAGUGAAAAAAAAAAGCCAUUUAAGCACGUGUGUGAUGGUGCGUACUGUCCAAUUACUUGGGCAUGACGUGCAUUGUCCUAUUAGACUGUCCAAUAAAGGCUGAAAUCAUAGUAGUUGAUAACCAAUCAAAUUUGAGAAUUUUGUUAUAGUUAUGAUUAACAUUAUUAUUGAUUGUGCCUUUUAAAUUUUCUUUAUUCUUCUUAUUAUUUUAAUCUUUCAUUUUUUCCUUCGGUUUUUUUACAGUCAUUGCCACUCAUUGUGGAACAAACACUGAGGAAUCUUCAAGGACUUCAUUUAGAUGAUCAGAAAGGCAACUCAUUUAUCGGACAAAGUCCUGCAAAAUCAAAUGUUGCCAAAGGUAUAACUUUUGUUGUCAUUCAUUUUUUCUGUCGUACUGUAAACCAGAAUUUUUGCUAUUCAGGUUAAUGAUACUUUACCCUAAUGCUAACUUGUCCACAUUUUAUUAGUUCUCCACAAAGGGAUAUUCUGCGCAGAAUGUAAUCAACCUGUUGUUGGAAUCCGAUACAAAUGCUGGUAAGAAAUUAAUACAUAUUUGCGUAUUAACCAAACUAUCCAAAGGUUAAAGAGUGCAGGGGACAAUGACUAAAAUGCCCUUGCUCCAAUGCUGUGCUUUUCAAAAGUUUCUUGUGAUUUAUUAAGAUACUAUUAGAUGGUCAAAAGAUUUGUGAAGAGGUUACAAGUGAUAAGAGGUUUGUGGAAGUCCAGACAAAGCUUGUUAGAUACAUGUAUAUAUGUUGUGGUUCAAAUUUAAUCUUUGGUUUGAAUUUUUUUAAACUGGUUAGAAAUUUUUAAACACAUAACUCGUUCUCAUUUAUUUGUACCUCUCCUGGUAAAUUACGGUGUAAAAUAUACUUGUGACAUCAACUUGGUUCCACAUUGUAGUAAGCAUUUUAGCAAUUACGGUUAAGCAUUUAUUUCAAAUGGUUAGCUUUCAUGUAAGUUUAUGGCCACAACACCAUUUCAGUGAUUUUUGUUACCUUUGCAUCCUGCAUCCCUGACACAUAAAAAUUCUCAAAGACACAAAAUAAUUUGUGGUAUGUGUCCCAUAGGAUGGAAAGAUCAAUUGAUCAAUCUGAAGACGUUUAAAUUGUAGAAUCAUAUCCUGUUUUUGGGUGAUUUGCUGUGACUGUUCUUGUCGCUGUUGUUUAAUGACACAUAUUUCUUGUAGUAUUUCUUUUGCUUGACAAUAGAAGGAGUAUAUUUUUAUUUCAGUAAACUGUGAUAUGGAGUUUUGGAGAUUAACUGUGUGGUUACAUUGGGACUUAUUGGAAAUUAUAAUGACUCACUCUUCACAGAGAGUAUGAUUUAUAAAUGAAGGUACAGUUAACUAUUAUUUUUGUUUACAGCUUUUGCACAGACUAUGACCUGUGUGAAGAUUGUGAGGCAGUGGAUGGAAUUCAUGAUUCAAACCAUUUCUUUGCAAAGCUCCACAAUCAUGUACCUGGAAUAGGGAGAAAAAAUGGAGAGAUGGUGCCAAUAUUGAAAAAGUCUGUGUAUCGAACAGUCUUCAAGGAAGAAUUAAAGAAUGAAUGGAAGAUAGAGAAAAGAAGGGAUAGAGAGGAAAGAAAAGAAGAGAGAAGAAAAGGCAAGGAGGAACGAAAAGUGGAGAAAAGGAAAGAUAAGGAAGAAAGGAAGGAAGAGAAAAAGCGGGAUAAGGAUGAAAAGAAGGAGAGGAAAAAAAAGGAGAAGUACUACAAGGCUAUCAGACUGGAGGAGAAGAAUAAAAGAGAAAUAAAAAGGAAACUGAGAGAGAUGUAAGUUCCUAGAAAUUGUGGAAUGCCUUUAAGUUCCGAAAGUAAUGACCCCUCAAAAGUAGCGAACCUCUCAAAGUAGCGAUAAGAUGUCACAGGUGUUAGCAAAUCCCAAAAGUAGCGAUAGAUAUCCUGAACAAAUGCCACACUGAUUGAGGUUUAUUAAUGGUGAUUAUUUGACAUUCCUAUUCAUAAAUCUUAAAAUACGGGAUAUAUACGAACAUUAGCUUUUUUCAAAAAGUAUUCCUUUCAGUCUUUGCAAUUUUAUUUUUUGAAGUGCCCAUGUGGAGUACACGUUUUAGCCAUCCAAAAGUAAGGACCUCCCCCCCCCCCCUGAAAGUAGUGAGCCUCCAAAAGCGUUGAUAGCAGAAGGAUGCUAAAUUCAAGAGUAAUGAGGGUCAUUACUUUCGAAACUCUACGGUAGUCCAGUUUUGAAUUCGUCUCAAUCACUGAAUAGAAGCUCUGAAGACUCGUUUAUACAGGGUUAGCCUUAACCUAAAGUUAAAUAUUCACAAAAUACUGGCAAAUUUGAGUUAAAACCAAUGGACUCAGAUGUACACAGGUCUUCUUCUGACUAAAAUUUGUGAAUAUAUUUACGUUAGGUUGAGGCUUACCCUGUAUAAAUGAGUCUUCAGUGCUUCUAUUCAGUGGCUGCAACGAAUUUGAAACUAGACUAUUGCCAUAGAGAAAGUGAGAAAUAAUGUUUUUGGAAUGAGUGAUAAAUGUGACCUUCUUUGGGAAAACGUACACUAACGAUAUUUCGUUAUCGUUAGAAAACUAACGGAUAGCUAACGGAUAGCUAACGGCUUUUCUAACGUUCUAACGGUUUGUCCAAACGUUCUAACGGUUUGUUCUGACGUUCUAACGAUUUGUCCAAACGCUCUAACGAUUUGUUCUAACGGUUCGUUCUAACGCUCUAACGAUUUGUUCUAACGCUCUAACAGUUGAAUUGGUGGAAGUAAUCGAGCGCUAUUCCCUAUUAAGCAAUCUAUUAACGGCUGGUUCAUCUUGUUGUUAUCAAUGUAUUGAGCGAAAGUUUUAAGUACAGCUGUCGAUCGAUAAACGGCUGAAAAUUGAAAGCAUCAAAAUCACUAGUGAUGUGAUCAACGAGUAAAAUAAUAAUCGAAAUCGACUUGCUCUCGAAACGACUGCGCUUCAAAACAGGCCGUCCAAUUUCUCCUGGAAUGAAACUUCUACUGCAUCGUAUUGACAAGAACUACUGUUUGCAAACACGUAUCUUGACUUGGGACUGUAAUGUUUCCAAAAACUAUAUCAAGCAAGCCCCUCGAUGUCUGAUGAAAGUUUUUAACAAGAUGCCGUAUCGGUUUCAUAAACAACUUUAUGCAAAUUUCGGUUGAAAUUUGACUCCCGGGAAUUUGAAUACGCAGUGAAGCGUUGUGUGACGGACAACACAUGAAUAAAAGCUGUAUUGAAUGAUUGUAGACUUUUUUAAUUACUAGAGAGCCUCAGUUAUUUGGGACUACAAAUCAAAUGGAAAAAAAAUUAAAAUCCCAAACCUUUCCCAGCCCAUGCCUCUGUUCAAUAUCAGCAUAAAAAGCAACUCGCGUGUUCAUUAAUCUUUUUUAUUAUCGACAUUGUUCUAAAACGAUUACAAUCUGUCCUCUAGAAAAAGUCAUAUACAGGUACUAUGACUCGGCCAUCGUGAGUGGCUACCAGUUGAGCUUUGUUGACUCCUGCGUUACUUGACGUGUCCACCAUUCUAGCAAGUUCAUAAAGUGAAGAAAUAAAACUGACUUUGAACGACUUCUUAAGACUCCCGAAACAACGAUCUGGGCCAAAUUUAGUAUGUCCAGCAAUGAGAAAGGAGUAGUUUAUAUUACGAUGAAGUUCAGUUGCAGUCCGCCAUGCUAAAUACCAUAAAAAGUAAUUGUUUUUGUUCUGUCCCGAACAAUUAUCAGCAUUUAAGUGAACAUCUGUUUCCCCCAGACCAUGACGCGAAAAGAAGUGAUGAACGUAACUUAUUGUAGCAUUGGCCCCCUUACCAACAGUCGCAGCUUCGUCAAUUAAAUAGUUUACUUGACGGGGUACACCUUCGCACAUGACUCCGAAAAUUCCACAUUUGCGAGGGGUCUUAAAAUAGAUCGGCCCGGGUUGCAUCGGGUUGCUUGGAAAGUGGACUUGUUGCCCCUUUCGAACCACGCGAACAUCCACAGCCUUCGCGUAGGAAUUUUUUAGCUCUCUCGAUUACCGCGUUAGGAGUUUCUUCUCUCACUAUACUUUCGGUGUCUGCCAUACUUUGUCACUUUCGUGUAAUGCACGCGAGUAAACAAGUGCACGCCAGUUAAAGUGUCAUUUGUUGUCAUGGAAAUUAUACAUUUGCGUGCCGAUUCCGCUUGGGACUUGGGGACAGUUUUGUUGUUUAUUGAACGCGAGCUGCAGUGAUAUUGCGAUAUUCUCUUAUCUAUUUUUUGUCUCUUUCUGUCGCCGCUUUAAGCCCCGACAAGCGGCUCCCACAUUACAUUAAAGCGGCAUUCAAUCGAAAUUAAGUUUUAGGACGGUUACAUAUACUUGGCAAAGUCUGCCACACAGCCACAGCCAUUCUUUGUGUUGAGCGUUGCGUGACGACACAAAGAACUGUUGUGUAGCAGAACGAAAAGUUGUUUUAUUUCGUCUAAGUCUAUCUUUUAAAAAGAAAUUGCCACAAAACGUACCAAAAAGGAGAAGGACAUAGAUACAACCUGAAUAAAUGAUCUAAGAAAUCUCCGAGUCAACUGAGUGUACCGUUCGUAUCGAGAUCGAAAACGGAACAAUCUGAUCAAUAGUUGUAGAUGCAAGAAAAAUUUGCAUAUAUCAUGUGUAAUUUCAAUUAACCAACAAUGGAUCUUGCUUGCUUGCAUCUUUUCAUUUAAAAAUACACAAAACAGCAACGUUUCUAAAGGCAAAAAGAUGGGAAGAAGGUCAUGACUUUUAUACCGAGGGUUUUCCUGCAACCAUUCAAUUCAUUCGAGAUCAAUUAGCGGAAGUCUGCAGAGAAGCGGAUUUCAAGACGUGUGCUUGUUUGUUUACUUCUUAUCGUCGGUAUCUUUUGCCUACAGCCGACGACCAAGCAUUUUGAUAUUAAUUUUUCGUUUCAAAAGCGUAGAACGGGUAGGGAAUUGUGUCGUCGUUUCGUUCACUGGACGUUGGGAAACGGGUUUGGCAAGAAUCACUAGUUUCAGGUGCCCGAUGCGGGCCUUGUUUAUAAUUUCUCGUCGCCCGCUGGCUAAUAAAAUUGUCGUAGAAACCUCUGACGACAGGGCGCCCAUAAGGCAGCGGCCUUGAUCAGCAAAGCAAUAGAAUCGUCAGUUAACGCUUUAGUUUCCUGGACUAACGCGCUCUAACGGAUACAACUAACGCUCUAACGGAUAUACAUGAGUUGCUAACGGAUUGACUAACACCUCUAACGGAUACAACUAACGCUCUAACGGCUACGGAUGAGUUGCUAACGAAUUGCCUAACGCCUCUAACGAUUUUCAUUGAAUCAUCUAACGGAUGACUAACGGACAGCUAACGGUCUAACCGUUUAACGAAAUAUCGUUAGUGUACGUUUUCCCAAAGAAGGUCACAAAUGCUCAUGAAGUCCUGAAAGAUACCAUUAUUAGUUCUUUAACAGAUGGCUCUUCUUUUAAAAAAAGAAAUGGUCAAAAAUUAAAAUAAUGACUGGGUACGUAGUUGGUGUUGACAUUAGUUGAUCAUGAAGGGAACUCUUCCUUGUGAAACGUUGUUUAAGAUGUCAAUACCAAACCAACUGUGGAAUUUACGCAUCCUACCGAUGAUCCAUUAACUGAUACAGUAUUUCCAGCAACAACAAUUUGCUGUCUUUGCCCUACUAAUAUUGAUGUGUCCCAAUUUCUUUGUGAAAAUUUGGGUUUUUAAAUUUAAAAGUAUUUUUUUCUGCCUACAACCAUGUACUUGAUCUCUAUCUGCUAUAGAUAUCAUACUUGGCUGGCAGAAAUUCCCUAAUCAGUGUACCAGAUAUUUGAUUGCACGAUGAAUAUUUAUCCUUAAAUUUGAUUACUGUCUAUUAUUGUCUUUAACAGUCGCCAUGAAAGAGAGUCCGCUACUACCACGGAAAGGCUGCAAAACUGUCUGAACGCUGAGUUUAUUGCAGAUGCUAGUAUUCCUGAUGAAACAGUGUUAAAGGCAGGGCAGAAGGUUUGUCAUAACAAAGGGUCCACUUUUGUGUACUAGUAUAGUAUGAAUCAGUAUAACUUGAAGAAUGUAGUCCAUCGCUAGCGAAAACCAGCCUUUACAUGCUAGGCACUUGUCUGUUCCAUUGAAGUUAAGAUAAUGAUAACAACAACAACUACCAAACAUAGGGUUUUUUUCUGGCAAAGAUUUAAUUGACAAAAAAAAAAAAACUACUUUUAACUUACAGUUAUCCUAGUAUUGCAGCUUGGUGGUAAUACAGUACUGUUUGUCCUUUUGUUGAAUGAGUGACACUUGUACAAUAUCAAUUUUGUUCAUUGUUAAGCUCCUGUGUUUUCUUCUGACAGUUAUAUUUUAUUUGCUGAUUUUUUUUUUUUUUUUUGAAUGUGUUUUACAGUUCUUGAAGCGCUGGACUGUGAAAAAUAAAGGACGCAGGUGGAGUGCAAAGACUGUGGUUAGUAAAAAAGUUACGUUAUAUGCAGUGCUGAGUAAUAGCAUAACCUUAUGCAUGACAGUUCUUCUGUUAUUCAAAUUCCUCAAAAAACAUCACUUGCCCGUCAGGCAAGUUAAAAACAGAAUUCACUAGCCCAAGAGCAAAAUCCACUAGCCAUGGGCUAUCAGACACCAAUUUCACUUUGCAUGCUGCAUGUAAGCAUGCAGAUUUUGAGAUAUGCCAUCCAUCAGUUUUUUUAACUGUGUUGAGCACUGUAUGACUUGUGUAGUUUGAUUAAAACUACCCUUUUAUUACAAAAGGCUGAUGUCAGCCCAGUAGGGGAAAGGCCAUGAAUGAGAUUUGUUGCUUAAGUUUUUGCGUAAUAUUUGGUGCAAUGUGUAGCUGACAGAGAUGGAGGGCUUAUUUAUAUGUUAUGCUACGAGCAAAAAGAUACAACUUUGUUUGCUAACAACUCCCAAAUUGUUGGAUGUUAAAUGAUUCAUCUGUUUGCACAUCCUGGACUUGCAGGUUGUUGGGAGUUGUUGCGCAAAGUUUGAAACCGGUCAAACUUUAAGCUAUCUGCAAAUGAACACAAAAUAUCCCAACAAUGGCAAACAAUGUUGCAUCUGUUUGCACACAGUGCUUAAGUAGUAUUUAGCAACUCAGACUGGCAGCCUAUUAGACAUUUGACAUUAGACAUUUGAACGACUCAUGUCUACCGGAAGUGAGCCUUUUUCUCUUGUCUUGACGCUACCAUAUAUGUAUUGCCAAGGGUCUUCAUUUUUAUACCGAUGAUUUGCCCAAAAAUAUGUACAAAAUCAUGGCUCAAGAGUGCAAAAAGUCCACUUCUGGUUGGCAUGCAUCGCUCCAAAACAUUGCUGCUUAAACUCCCUAAUAACAUAGAUGUACAGUAGUAUAGUUUUCAACCACAACAAGCAUUUGUCUAUAAGUGAACACUGACUAAGUGAGUAAAUGACACCCUAUUCACCAAAGCAUAGUUAUAGUCCACUUCUGCAAUAAUACCUGUUGUCCUAACAGCUGGGCACAUGCCUUAUUGAUUUUAAGGGCUUACAUAUUGUUUUGUUUUGUUCACUGAAGUUGCAAUGUGUAGAGGGUAAUAUCACAGUGGCAUCAGGAGACAACAUGGUGGAGGUUCCACCGCUGAAACCUGAUGAGCAAGGUGAACUGGCUGUUCCAUUUGUUGCGCCUUCCGCCCCUGGGCGUUAUGAAAGGUAUGUCAUUGUGGCACUUCAAAAAUAAAAGCUUCUAAAUUAAUGUGCAAAAGGAUUUUCAUGAAAAAGAGAUUCUUAGUGAUUGUGCCCAAUUGCUUAUAGUCCUGAACCAUCAUGCAGAGACGUGUAUCACAUCAGUAGAAGAUUAUGGAUUUUGUCCUUAGUGGAAAGCUGGUGUCAAUAUUGGGUCAGGGGAGGGGUAGGCUGGCCUUUUUCCAGAAUCUUAUACGUAUUUGGUCAAUCAGUAACUUUUGAUGUUGCUGUUAAUAUCCUCUUGCAGCAAGUGGCAGCUGUGCCAUCAAAGGAUUCCACAUAAGAUUCCAUUUGGUCCACUCUUCUGGUGCCAGAUUAUUGUUGAAGGAGACAAAAUGGAAUGUGAGGUCGCCCAGAGAGAGGAGGCAGCAGGUAGGUUCAUUUGAUUAUUUGCCUGCAGGCCUGUUGUAAAGAUUAUCCUCUCCAUGGCCACACAUGUCUUAACCUUGUUGUGUUUUCUUUGGUUUAUUUGUUUUAGUCAUCUGCUCAGCUCCAACAGCCUUUUUGCUGUAAAUACUGCAAAAGAUAUAGGAAUUAUUUUUUUGUUAUUCUCUCAAGAGGACAAAGCUUGAACAUUAAUCCUGUGUAAUGUGUUUCCUCUAAAGAACCAACACAAGUACCAAGCCAUGACACCACCUCUCUGGUGAACAGUGCAUUCCUUGAAGGUGUGUCCCACCCUGUAAGAAAACUUGUGGAGCACAUAGUACCCCAGGGUGGUCAGAUUGAGGAGGCUGAUGAAGCAUCAGGAUCUGAUGCCUACCUGAGUUCUGAAGACACAGCAGAGUAUAAGAAAGUGGCAACGCCAUUAGAGUCAGUAUUGGUUGCCACCCAGGCUGCUCAAGCUGCAGAAUUGGAGUGGGAUGCAGCAGGAUGUACCCUUGACACAGAUUCGUGUGACAAAGAAGAGACUGAGGAGCUUGUGUUGUGCAAUGCAGUUGAAGGUAACAUAUGCUGCUUUAGACCCUUUGAAAAGGCUCACUUAUGCCAGUUUGGCUGAUUGGAAUUUUGGCGAUGGAGAAGCCCUAUUCAAGGCUGUCACUAAAAUUUCAAGUUUCUGGGUAUAUGCAAUUAGUAGGAGGGGAAUUGUACAGCUAGGGGUUCUUUUGGUUCCGUUUUCCUUUAGUUCCCUCUGAAAGUAGCCAGGUCUCAUGCUCAUUGUAGCUGGGGGAAAUCCUCCUCCCCCCCCCCCCGGCUCUUAGUGAGAGCCCUGCUAUUCCUCUUGCCAACCUUGCUGGCUCACACUGGUGGUUUCGCCACCAUAAUUUUCCCCAAAAGAGCCUGCCUAAGUCUAGCUGCUUUAUAAAUUGGACAUUGGGGGUUUAAGUUCAUUUUAGCCAUGUGUUAGGUCCUUGUUUCAUAGUUUGUCAUUACAUCCUGUCACAAACUCGUCAGGUUUUUUUUCCUGUUUCCAUUUUUGUUCAGUUUUGAUCCACAAGAAAAGAGUGUCGAUCGCAACUUGUUCAUUUGCCCAUCCCUUCAUUCGUUGAUUCAUUUGCUCAUUCACUCAUUCCUUUAUUCAUUCAAAUAAUAAUUAUUAAGCUAAGGGAUCAUAAAAAUAACAAUCUUUUUCAUUAACAAGUCUUACAGCAAGGAGCCCAAAAGUGUGACCUCCUUUAAUUGUGCAGACAUUCACCAAUUACAAGUCGAGGACAGUUUCCUGCUGGCUUCUGAUUGGAUUAAAUCUGUACAAAAGAGUGUGAAAAAAGAAGUGACCACACUUUUGGGUUCCUUGCUGUAAAACUUGCCCUUGUUUUGCUAGCCUGUUUCAGGUAUUCUGAUAGUGGAGUGUGGCAGUAACCCGUUUUUUUUUGGGGGGGAGGGUACUGCCAUAUAUGGGCUAUAUGGGUAUGUGCUGCUGUGAAGGGUAUGGUUUUCAAUAGUGGCAGUUUACUCUGGGAUAGGGUAUAUAAAUCAGAGAGUUGGGGUCCAGAAUAGGGUGUCAUUUUCCAUGAAACUGAUCAAUUGGUUGAAGAUUUUAGUCUAGACAAGGGAAACCGGGAAUUGCCACUCAAAAAUAUGAAAAAAAAAAACAAAUCGGCAGUUUUAAAUUUAUGCAACUCAGACCGAAACCUACUCUAGGACAGGGGGGGUUUGGGAAGUUUAGUCUAGUAUAGGGUACCAAAAUUCAGCUGAACUAGCUCUGGUGUAGGCUAAGGGUUCCAGGGUCCCAGCGGCACAUUCUCACCCAAAAAUUUCCCCAGGGGCAGUAAGUCAGGGAGCAUAAAAAAUAAGGAGGGAGAAGGACCUUGCUAUUUUUCUACUCAUUUCUCUUUGUGCUGUUGCCACUAUGUGAAUGCCUGGAAGAGGCUUUUGUGAUCCAAAAAGAGGAAUAGGACAGGCCGGGAAAGGCCCAAAAAAGUAACUUAAAUUAAAUGUCUUUACAGAUGCCGGAAGCGAUGUGGAAAGCAUCUUCAGUGAUAUAUCAGAUGACUUCAUGGUGGUUCCCAUCCCUCCCUGUUUCAUUCCAGAGGCCCCCCUGACCGCAGACCCUGCGCACGUGACUGUUAGCAUGACAGAAUACAAGCAGAUGUCAGAGAGUCAUCAGGGACCUUUUUCAUUGGACCUCAGUCCUCACGCUUCUCUUGAGGUAGAGCUCAAGAGUAGUUCUGCUGAUGCUUGCUAUACUGACCAAAUGAGUGUUGCCAAUGUUUCAACAAUAUUGGAGGGUGGUUCUACCCUUGUGGAUUUAAGGGAUGUUACCAGCAGUGAGACACCAAUGGAGAUGACAUCAAGGACAAACAUGGAAGGAGAACAGAAUGUUUUUAAUCUGGCUAGUGAGACCUUGCCUCUGCUUCCAGAGCCCCUCAUCCCUGAACCAGGACUGCAGGUAACUGGGUUAGUGGAAGCAGCGCCAACCGUCGUCAACUCCACUGAGUCUACAUUACCAAUUACCAAUGAACCUCUCCCUGCACUCGAACCAGCAGAGGAUGACAACAGUGUUGUUGGAGUUGAUGAUGCCAAUGAUGCUGCACAGCCACAGCCAGAACCAAGCUCACAACCCAUCGCAACCCAGCCAAUGACCGGGACAGACGAGUCGCCUCCAGUAGCACUACAACCAGAGCCCUCAUCAUCAGUGAAUGUAGCACCGACCACUGUACAAACAAGGGGAGUGGUGCAGCAUAUUCCCAACACCAGCAAUGACUUCCCCACCGACGUCGUUAAAGAUGUGUUGUCCACUGCCUUUGAUGCAGUAGCCAGUGCUGGUCGAGCUAUUGUGGACACUAUGGACAAUCUUUUCACUGGCAAUCCAAAGCCAGAACCUACAGCUACUUACAACCCUGAGCAGGGAUGUGAGAUAUCAGUUAAUCAAGAAGAAGGGGACCAAAUAAGAGUAUGUCAAAUUGCUUGUUGUGUACCAUAUAUUUUCAACUUGAAGUUACAACUGGAGCUUUCUGCAGAAUGUGUAUAAUUGUCCCAAAAACUAUCUUCUCUCUACUAAGAGUGUUAACUCUUUACGGACUCCUUCAAAUUCAAAUUAUUUCCCUUCUAAGGAUUCAGGGAAACCAAUACUUACCGCAAAUCCUACUUCAUACGAGUGUACGAGUGAUUUAUUAGCAACAAUUUUGUAUACUCGUGUAUUGGUACAUGUAUAUACUUCUCCCUCCCCCCUCCCUCCCCCAUUUGGGCCCACAAGGAUAUUGCUUGUUCCAAACUAACAGCGACUUUCUCUCCCCUCCACAGGACGCUCCUGAAGUGCACUCAGUAUCCUGGCCUCCUGGUAGAUCGCCUGGCACGUGUCAGGAAUGCUUGGUGGAGAUGGGAUUCUGCGAUCGCAAACUCAAUGAACAACUUCUGAAGAAACACAACAACAAUGUGGCCCUUGUCGUGAACGAGCUAUUAUCGUUCACUGAUAAUGACUGGUCCACGCGGAGACAUUAAUUAAAUGUAAGGGAUGUUAAGCAAGGAGUUUUUGAAUGACAGACAGCAACCGGAAGUGAAAUGCCGGAAGUACCUCAAGUAUAAUGGCGGAAAUACCGGAAGUAAAAUGCCUUGAUGCUACCACAUUUGAAUAGCUAAUUGUCUCUUUCUCCUUUAGAGACGAUUCGUUCAAAAUUUAUACGGCCCACGAAUGCAAAAGGUCCUCUUCCGGUUGACGUUGGUCGCUCAAAAACGUCGUUGCCUUAACUCCGUAUUAAUUAAAUAUGACGAAGCUCAAACAAAGCCGUUUUUGAACAACAGGUGGUUACAAGCUGAAAUGAGGCUGUUUCCUUUUGAAAAUGCCAAGAUGCUACUGCUUUUGUAUUGGAAAGUGACCUUACUCUUAAAGACGAUUUGCCCGAAUUUCCGGGCUAAACCACUGCCCACUAAAUUAUGCAAAACAACCCCUUCCAGUUGCCGUCCAUUGCUCAAAAACGCCUUUGCUUUUGAAUUAGUUUAGUUUGGUUUGGUUCUAAUGGGUGGUUUUUGUAUCUAUUUAAUGGGAUAGUCUAAUUAAUUUUUGGUUAAAACUUUUGAAAACAUUAAAAAUUUAAAGACUUAUCCUUAGUGUUAGUUGUUCCUUUGGCUGUCAAGCGUGGCCAAUGUUAUUUUCCAAAUUCAAUUUGUGAGGUGAUUUCAGUGUUAUUCAAGACUAUACUUCAGCGUUGAAAAUGUUUUAUGUCGUCUAUUGCUACAGAUGGCAAGGAUGGACUAGAAUUGAAACUUAAAACUAUUGGGCCAACUUUUUUAUAUUUUAAGGCUAUGCCCAUAAUAGCCUGUGUGCAGACGCUCCCCUCCUCUCAGAAAAAAAUCGGGAAGAGAGGCCCUCUCUCCCCGCUUAUUUCUGCGGGCAGGGGGAGUCUGUACACAGGCCAAGCCAACAAUAAUCAGCUGAAGAAUUAUCAUGAUUAGUGUUCCUUGAGGAAAUUCGUGUGGUCUCUUCUUCAUACCACUACAGGUGGAGCAAUUUGUGUAUAGGGUUAAGACACUAGGAAAUGAUUUCUGCACAGAAUUGACCUAAAUCAGCCUAAUAUCCUCGUGAUAUAACCCCUUUAAUGGAAACUUCAAAAUAAAAAGUUGGUACAAUAGAAAAGUAACAGAUAAGUGAUUAGAAACUACAAGUGGUGUAGGAGGUUAAAACAGAUAACAAACGACAAACUGGAAAGAGAAUCAAACAGAACUCUAGGAUAUAUCUGAUUAGAAAAGGUCAGAUAAUCAUCACAAUACUGUUGUUGUAUUCAUUGCAGCAAGUUUACCAAAUGUCCGGGGAUUUUAACUAGGAAUUAACAUGACAAGGACAGCGGACAUUUCGUGACACAAAUGGUUUCCUCGCGAAUUGACGUCUGAGGAACGAGCACAGAAAGCGCGCGGAAAGCACUCUAUGCGACUUUCGGUGUCCAAAUUCUCUCUCUGCCAUUGGUCAAGCCAGUUAUUUGGUUUGCGCGUACCGUUGUCAACUGACGUCCCCUUUCUGUUGCUAAAUCAGCCUGAUAACAUACCGUUGACGUGUCGCUAUCCAGAUCUGAGUGGUGCUCCUGAUUGGUCGUGCCGCUUGGGAAAUUUUCUUCAACCAAUCAAAAGGGAUAACCCAGAUCUAGGUAACGGCACGUCAUCAGUAUGGAAUUUCGGCACUUUUUCUCAUCCGUCAUCUCCCGGGGAAAACCAGUGGUGGCGUCGCAAAAUGUCGGCUGCUUUCGUAAAAUGUCGGCUGUUUUCGUGAAAUGUCGGCUGUUUUCGUGGGCCUUGACAUAACGCUUGGGUUUCUUCUUAAGUCGAUGGGAAAGGUUUGGAUAAAAUUCGGGUGCCACGUAAUGAAUGCAUUCAUUAAUGAAGUGUUUGUUUACACCAACUAAACUAGUAGACUAAGUUAAAUUUGCAAACUGAGGCUGAGGCGUUGAAAUCCGUAAUAUCGUCACAUCCAGCUUUAUCAUUUGUUUCUGUCUUCGAUAUAAAUUAUAAGCUGUAGAUAUACGAGUGAUUCUCUUAUUAACGCUGGCUAGUGUUUCUCCUUUGUUUUUCUUUAGUAGGUAAUU